This is a messenger RNA of Trichophyton rubrum CBS 118892, 2332 nucleotides long. RefSeq lists its product as uncharacterized. The coding region runs from base 452 to 2332 and encodes 626 amino acids. Lineage: Eukaryota; Fungi; Ascomycota; Eurotiomycetes; Onygenales; Arthrodermataceae. The record is from RefSeq and is a predicted model, not a curated record. Gene Ontology annotation, biological process: polysaccharide biosynthetic process. Gene Ontology annotation, molecular function: nucleotide binding; pyridoxal phosphate binding; transaminase activity. The transcript has 2 exons.
AAAAAAAAAAAAACAUAAGAUGAAAAAUAUUGAAGAAUGGACCACAUUGUCGAAAUAUUUGAUACGGAGGAAGAUACCCUGUUACUGACAUACAGUAUCGUGCCAUGCUGGUGUUUCUGCUGCUCUACUUGUCAUGACUACGCGAUGACUGGCACUUCUGACUUGUGCUGAUUCAAGUUGUGCCUCUCGGGAAACGGGGACCUGGUUCACACCUGGCUGCCACUAUGUAGUAGUUUUGCAGGACGCCUUAUCAGGGGAUAGGAUAAGGUAUAGAGUAUUCAGCCAUGAAGGUGGUAUUCCAUAUAAGCUCUUUUACUGGCUCGCACUGUACAUCUGCAAAGUGCGCUCUCGUCCUUCAACUGCCCACCUUUCCUGCUAUUCAACUCCCACCUCAACAGUGAUCCAACCACACUACGGCCAUUCUGGUGUGCUAUUGAUAAGCGAAAAAGGGAUGAAUACUACCGUUAAGAAGUCACCGCUUCAGGUGGCUAUGAUCGGCAUUGGCCAUCGUGGAUACAAGACCCAUUUCCGUAUCAUCCUCGAGAACCCAAGAGCAUGGACCGUGGUGGCUUGCUGUGAUACCAACGAGAAAACCCGACAGGCGUUUGCUCAGAAACAUCCGAACAUCAAUGUAUACAAAGAUCUCGACGAUCUGCUGAAAAACAACAAGCAGAGGUUAGACUUUGCGAUUGUCUGCGUCCCACACCAGUACCACUUAGAAUGCUGUCGGGCUCUAGCUCAGAGAGGAGUGCCUAUCCUGAAGGAGAAACCCGUUGCAGAGUCACCGGCCGAAUAUCAGCAGCUUCAGCAACUUCCCGUCAAAAUCGGCGUUACUUUCCAGAAGCGCUUUGAGCCACGCUAUCUGGCGAUCAGGGAUCUCAUUUCCCAAGUUGGACAGGUUGCUUCAUUCACUGCAACACUUACAGCCAAUAUCACGGAACUGGACGCCACGUGGAGAGCAACAAGUGAUGUUGGUGUUACUGAAGACUUAGGAUGCCAUAUGUUGGACAUGAUCGUGUCUCUCUUCGGGAGGCCGACUUCAAUCACUGCCCAAAAUACCAAGGGCAUCCGGAUUGACCAGGAAUAUGGGGGAGAUGACGUUUCGAACAUUAUCAUGAACUUUGGAGAGGCAGCAAAGCGUAACAUAGGUCACGUUCAUCUCUCAAGAGUGGCUCACAGGAACGAAGAACGUCUCAUCAUUACUGGUACCCACGGCACCUUUGCCUUGGAAGGCAGAGAUGUAAGGCUGCGAGAUAGUAAUGGCAACGAAACGUUUCAUUUCCACGACACUUCGGAGAAGAAGUAUGUUGUCAACUCGAUGUUGCAACAAUUCUCUGCCUGGGUCACCGGUGCAAAGUCCGAUUUCCUUGCCUCUGUCGCCAAUCUGGAAGAUACCGUCAUGGUGAUGGAAGCCACUCGCCGUGCAUACAACAAUCCUAAUGCCACUGAGACGGUUAUUACUCCCGGAAACUCUGCUGGAUCUUAUGCACAAGCUUCUCUAGCAGGUGCACAUCAUAUAUGGCCACUGCUUUCGCCCGAGUCUGAGGCUGCUGUUGUGCGCCAGAUGCAUUCUUCACUCUCCAUCUACAACAGGUCCGACAUUUAUGAGGUCUUUGAAGAAAAAUGGCUCAAGAUGCAUGGCCUGAAGCACGCUCUUGUAUGCAGCUCCGGGACAAUAGCAAUUCUCCAUAUGUUUGAGGCGUUGGACUUGCGACCCGGAGAUGAGGUUCUGUGCCCCGUAUACACUUUCUUUGCCACGGCAUCACCCUUAAUGCAGUAUGGUGCUGUCCCUAUAUUCUGUGACAGCCUGGAAGAUGGAAACAUCGAUCCAGAUGAAAUACUCAAGCGAGCCACGUCUAAAACAAAGGCGGUUAUCGUGACACAUAUGUGGGGAUUGCCAUGCCGCAUGCGCCAGAUUGUCGAUAAUGCUCGAAAGGUGGACAUCAAGGUGUUGGAAGAUUGUUCCCAUGCCCAUGGCGCGAUAGUGGAUGGCCGGAUUGUUGGAUCCUGGGGUGAUAUGGCUGCAUGGUCGUUGCAAGCUAAGAAGAACGUCAUGGGCGGACAGGCAGGCGUCCUAGCUACCAAUUCGACGGAUUACUACUCACGAGCCAUUCUUCAUGGACACUUCAACAAACGUGCGAAACAGGAAGUUCCACAAGAUCAUCCAUUGCGGAAAUUUUGGCGUAAGUAUAUCUUUCUACUUAAUACCUCAUCGCAUAGAUUCAUUAGUUUUAGGAGCUUACCACUGAAUCUACCACUCAAUAGUGACGGGCCUAGGGCUAAACAUGCGAGCCCACCCACUGGCAAUAGCCCUUGCAAACCAGCAAUUUGA